CAAAAGGCAGAUAUGGAAGCGUUAAAGAUCAUUUCCGAUGCGGGUCUUCCUGAUAAAGGCCUUUCAAUGGGAAGUGACGGAUGGCAUGUUCUCUCAUCAAAUAUUUAUCGUCCAGCGACGUUUGACACGCCAGGGUAUCAGAACCGCAACAAAGACUUAGCAACCGUACAACAUAUCAGGGAAGUGAGGCGGAACCUACGAAAUAUAUAGCUAUGACUUUUGAUUUAGAGGAAACCCGCGAGAAAAGCAUGGAAUGGUAAAGGCAACGGAACAUGGAAUCUGCGUGUUCUGAUGGCAUGGACAUCGGAGACGACCAGGAGUCGAAAGUUAGACGUAGUAUCAACAUGAAAAUUGACGUGGAUUCUGCUGUAACUGAUGAACACGGGCUCUUUCAGCCGAACCAGGCGCCUGGUAACGAUGAAACACCCAUGGACGUUCAUACAGACGCGUUGGAGGAGGAGGAAACUUAUCUUGAUGGUUCCUAUGAUGAAGACAGUUCCGACUCGGAGUUAUCCAUGGAGGAGGAGGAGGAGUACCAUAGUGAUGUGUCCCUGGAUGAAGACGAAGACGAGGAGCUACCCGAGCCUGGCAUGACGCCUAGAAUGGCGCUGAAGGGAGACAUGGAAGAUGUACCAGGUAAACAGGAUUACCUGGACACAUGUAAACAGCUGAACGUGGUUCCUGUGUGGUCCUUUGUCCGGAUGAUGCGGGUUCACCGGCUCCGGAUCCGGCACCGCAGUCUCGGGCCGCUGGGGACCAGGGCGAUCUGCGUUCCUGUCGCCAUGAGUCCGUAUAUCACCGCCCUUGACCUUGAGGAUAACGGUAUGGGAGCAGAGGGAGCCUGGAGUGUCACCGAGAUGCUCAAGGCCAACCAACAGAUCACAACAGUGAAUCUGUCCUAUAAUAACCUCGGUCCAGAAGGAGCCCUGGCUGUGGCGGAAAUGUUGGAAGAGAACAAGGUCAUCACGUCUAUAGAUCUGUCAGGCAAUCAUUUCGGAGAGUCGGAUGGAGUGCAUUUUGCAAGGGUAUUGAAGGAGAAUACCACUCUACAGGAGCUGAUAUUGAAAGAAAACGAAUUCAGAGAGAACGGUGCGAGGCUCAUAGGAAAAGGUUUAGUUCUUAACAGCACGUUGCGACGAUUGGACCUGAGUUGGAACCACAUACGGAACAAGGGUGCCCUAGCCAUCUGUACGGCCAUGAAGAAAAACCUCGGUCUGCGUGACCUUGACGUGUCCUGGAACGGGUUCAGUGACGCGGGCGCCAUCGCCAUGGCAGCGACCCUGAAGGUGAACGUGACCCUGACUGACCUGGACCUGACCAAUAACAGAAUAGGACCGACAGGAGUCCGUGCGAUCGCCAAUGCACUGCUGGUCAACCAGACGCUGACCACUCUCAGGAUGGGGAAGAACAAUGUCCCGUACGAGGAGGGAGCCAUCCUGCUCAAAGCCAUCAAGAAGAACAAGAACUCCGCCAUGUCCCAACUGGACCUAACGGAUGUUGCAGUCAACCAAGACUUCCUGCGGUUUCUUCGCAAGAUCAACAAGCUGAAGGGGAGAAACAUGACCGCCAUCUACGGCUUCGUGCAAAGAAAGGUGAUGAAGCAGGAGUGGCAGCAGCCGCUGGAGGAUCCCCGCCGGAUCUUCCAGGACUACAUCCUGAGGAACCACCUGCGCAUCUCAGACGUCUUCCGCCGCUUCGACAAGAAACAGAACAUGGUCAUCACGGUCGAGGAGUUCCGCACAGGCAUGAAGGAGUCCAACAUUAUCAUGGAGCCGUGGCAGUUGGAGCGGCUCAUCCAAAAACUGGACUCCGACGGGGACGGCCUGAUCGACUACAGUGAUUUGCUGGAGGGGCAGCGGAAGCUGGUGCACAAGGAGCGGCGCCAACUCAAGCGGAAACUUACCAAGAAGAAAAUCAAAGUGGAAGAGAAGAAACAAGUGCUGGAACAAAUGGACGUGGCGCUUCGAGCCAAACCACCAAAAGAGCCUGUCCCUCCUUGGAAAGCCGUCAGUAAGUUGGCCUUGCUGGCUGCCCGGUCCAACUCAAGGGACUCUAGGCGCAGCAGCGUGCUACAGACGCCCAAGCUUCCCGCCCUGAACGAGGGACAGGUUGUCACUACCGCUGUAAAUCGCUGGGUGGCGCUGACGGCACAGCGAGCAGGGGCGAGCAGCCAGGCAUCGCCGCGAACUACGUCACAACUAUCGCUGCGCACUACGUCACAGCUAGCGCCGCACCUGCAGCCCAUACUCAAGGUCCCGGAUGAUCCGGAGACGACAGAGCAGCCGACCCUCCCGGAACAGCCGACUCGGAAGGUUUCGGGAAUCAUCGCCGUGGAUCGCAUGCCUCCGGUAAAACGAUUGUCAUCCGGCAGAAGGCUGUCGGUUGGCGGGCGGGCGACAAGAGUGACGACACCACUCACAAUGAUGUCGAUUUUAAGCAGAGAAACGGCCAACUCUCCAGUUCCGAAGUUGACUGAGGAAAACAAAACCGAUAAAUGAAAACAAGAAUUAUAACUAACCUCCCAUCCAGAA
This is a messenger RNA of Branchiostoma floridae (Florida lancelet), 2531 nucleotides long. Its product is annotated as leucine-rich repeat-containing protein 74A-like. Bases 273 to 2498 code for a protein of 741 amino acids. Gene Ontology annotation, molecular function: calcium ion binding; protein binding. Lineage: Eukaryota; Metazoa; Chordata; Leptocardii; Amphioxiformes; Branchiostomatidae. The transcript has 14 exons. The record is from RefSeq and is a predicted model, not a curated record.